This is a messenger RNA of Dictyostelium discoideum AX4, 825 nucleotides long. RefSeq lists its product as hypothetical. Bases 1 to 825 code for a protein of 274 amino acids. The record is from RefSeq and is a predicted model, not a curated record. The transcript has a single exon. Lineage: Eukaryota; Evosea; Eumycetozoa; Dictyosteliales; Dictyosteliaceae.
AUGAAUGAAAAACAUCAAAUUAUGCAAACUGAGAAAAAUGACGGACAAAAUAUAACUGAAUUAGAUUUUAGUGGCUAUCCAAUCGAAAAGGAAAUUAAAGGUUUUAUCCAUUAUUUUCUUAUUCUCGUAAAUAAAAAUCUUUCUCUUUCCCGUGAAAUUGAAAUGGUUAAAAAAAACUCAUUGAGUGAUCUAGAAUCAAUGAAAAGUUUUUACAAUACAAAUUUUGGAAAGGGCAAUUCAGAUUUAAUGUCAAAAGUAGUUGUAUACUUCUCAAAUAAAAUAGCACAAAGAUCAAAUAAUGUAAUCUCAGGUUAUGUUGAUCUUGAAAAAGAAGCCAAAGAAUUAUUGGAAAAACUAAAUAAAUUAGGAAUUGAAGCAUCUGUCGGAAAAACAGAAACCCUCGAUUCUAAAAAAAAACUAGAGAUUUUAAAAAACAAAAAAGAAUAUUUACAAAAUGAAGUAAAAAAAUCAAAAGGUUUUUUUCGUUCUGUUUUUCUUUUUUUUUUUGGAGACAAUAAAAAAAAUGAAUUUUCAGAAAAAAUUUGUUCAAUUGAAAAAGAAAUGGAAAAAAUUAAUGAAAAUAUGAAAGAAUCAGAAAUGGAAAUAUUUAUUCAAAAAACACAAAAUUUAAUGAAUUGUUUAACAUAUGCCACCCAUUAUAUCUUAGAUAUUAAAUCAAAUUUUCAUAUUAUGAAAUUAAUCAACCAUGAAUUAUUAAAUAAUGAUUUUUCUCUUUGUUGUCAAGAUAAAGAAUUAAUGAAUGGCAUUUACUCUAAAACUAAAGAUCUUUUGACAAACUCUAACCUUAAAUCACUUGGCCAAUAA